AUGAGCUCCUCCCUCGAGGCCAAGAUCGUCGUCCUCGGCGCGCAAGGCGUCGGCAAAACCUCCCUGGUCCAACGCUACGUCAAAAACGCCUUCCACCCCGCCGGCCCGACCUCCACCGUCGGUGCUUCCUUCAUCACCAAGCGCGUCCUCGACAGCGCCUCCGACACCAUCGUGCGCCUCCAGAUCUGGGACACCGCCGGCCAGGAGCGCUUCCGCAGCAUCUCGCGCCUGUACUACCGCGGCGCCAACGCUUGCCUCCUCUGCUACGACAUCACCGACGAGCGCAGCUUCGCCGAGAUGACCGGCUGGCUGCUCGAGCUGAAGCAGCACAUUGGCGCAGACGCAGACGGCGACGCUGACCCCCCGCUCGUCAUCCACGUCGUCGGCACCAAGUCCGACAUCGUCGCCCUCGACCCCGCCGCCCGCCGCGUCCCCUUCGAGCGCACCAUCGCCUACGUCGCCGACCAGCUGUACCCGUCGCGCGCGUCCACCCCGCCCCCGACCGCCGGCUUCGGUGGGGGAGCUGCCGGCGCCCCCGACAGCAAGCGCAGCAGCGGCUUCUGGGGCCAGGAUAUCGGCUGGGACUGCUGCCAUGAGAUCUCGGCCAAGGACGGCGAGGGCAUCGACGAGGUCUUUCGUGUCAUCACCCGCAAGCUCGUCGAGCAGCGGAAUAAGCGGGACGCGCUCGCGGCAGCGGCGGCGGCCGGUGGCGCGGCGAGUCUGCAUGGCGUGUCGUCGGAUGGCUCUGUUGGGGGUGCGGCGGACCGUGGGCCUGGAGGUGUGGCGGGGUUCCCCGGCGAUGGGAAUGGGAGCUUCCGGCUCGGUCAUGGGGAUCGUCGUCGGAGCUGGCUGGGGUUUCCGCCGGGUAGUUCGGUGGGCGUGGGCGAGGAGAGCGAGGAUCGCGUGAGGAUUACCAAGAAGAAGGGUGGGGGUUGUUGUUAG
Messenger RNA from Aspergillus terreus NIH2624, 942 nucleotides. Its product is annotated as Rab family GTPase. The record is from RefSeq and is a predicted model, not a curated record. Gene Ontology annotation, biological process: intracellular protein transport. The coding region runs from base 1 to 942 and encodes 313 amino acids. Gene Ontology annotation, molecular function: GTPase activity; GTP binding. Gene Ontology annotation, cellular component: endomembrane system. The transcript is spliced from 2 exons. Lineage: Eukaryota; Fungi; Ascomycota; Eurotiomycetes; Eurotiales; Aspergillaceae.